Messenger RNA from Owenia fusiformis, 426 nucleotides. Lineage: Eukaryota; Metazoa; Annelida; Polychaeta; Sabellida; Oweniidae. The record is from the annotation of a GenBank genome assembly.
CACAACUAUUCUGAGUUCGAAUGGCUUUUUUGGAAGACCUGUACCGGACUUCACCAGGAAGUGUCUGCUCGACAAUGCCAUUGGACGUCUAUGUGGGGUAUCAGAGGCGUCAACCAUUAAUAGUUUCCAAAACCAAAUGCAUUUGGUUCCUAAAGGAGACGACGAUAUUGAUGAAGCAGAAAAUAUGGCGAAUGCAGUAGUAACACCGAACAGAAAUGAUUGGAAGAGCAUGGCUCUAAUACUGGAUCGUUGUUUCUUUGUCAUUAUGUUUGUGAUAUCUGUGGUUCUCACACUGGGAAUGUUAAAACGGUACCAGUAUUGAUCGUGUAAAUACCAGAACUCCAGUUCAUUUUCGACUUUUUACCUCAGACAAUAUGAGCCUGAAAUCACUAAUCACUAUUUAUAACAAUAAGACAGAAUUUAAUC